This is a messenger RNA of Pseudovirgaria hyperparasitica, 288 nucleotides long. RefSeq lists its product as uncharacterized. The transcript has 2 exons. The coding region runs from base 1 to 288 and encodes 95 amino acids. NCBI's taxonomy places the organism in Eukaryota, Fungi, Ascomycota, Dothideomycetes, Acrospermales, Acrospermaceae. The record is from RefSeq and is a predicted model, not a curated record.
AUGCUCGCCACCUCCACCCUCAUCGGCCUCGCCGUCUCCCAGCUCGCCAUCACGGCCGCAGCGGGCGACUGCAAGACCUUCCUCUUCUACUGCGGACACACGUUCAAGGGCCGCGGCAAAGUCCUCGCCGACGCGUGGAACAACGGGCAGUAUCCCAGCACGGCGCAGAUCGGACAGAGCCUGUUCAAGUGUGCGGGCCAGGGCGAGACGCUGGUGUGGGUCAACGGGCGCACGCCGUGUGGCAACUGUGUUGAUGCUGGGAGUGGUCGGAGCGAUUACUGCGGCUGA